GCUCUGAGGCCCGAUUCCGCGCCCGCCAUGGCCGACAAAAUGGAUAUGUCUUUGGACGACAUCAUUAAGCUGAACCGGAGCCAGCGAGGCGGUCGCGGCGGAGGCCGGGGCCGCGGCAGGGCCGGCUCCCAGGGCGGCCGCGGCGGGGCCGUGCAGGCCGCCGCGCGGGUGAACCGAGGCGGCGGGCCUCUGAGGAACCGGCCCGCCAUCUCUCGCGGCGCUGCAGGCGGCGGCAGGAACCGGCCGGCCCCCUACAGCAGGCCGAAACAACUUCCCGACAAGUGGCAGCACGACCUCUUCGACAGCGGCUUCGGGGGUGGAGCCGGCGUGGAGACGGGUGGAAAGCUGUUGGUGUCAAACCUUGACUUCGGAGUGUCAGACGCGGAUAUUCAGGAGCUCUUCGCAGAGUUUGGAACAUUGAAGAAAGCAGCUGUGCACUACGAUCGCUCUGGACGAAGUUUAGGGACAGCAGAUGUGCACUUUGAACGGAAAGCAGAUGCCCUGAAGGCUAUGAAACAGUACAAUGGUGUCCCCUUAGAUGGCCGCCCCAUGAACAUUCAGCUCGUCACGUCACAGAUUGACACGCAAAGAAGACCUGCACAGAGCAUAAACAGAGGUGGCAUGACAAGAAACCGUGGCUCUGGAAGUUUUGGUGGUGGUGGCACCCGGAGAGGGACCCGUGGAGGCAGCCGAGGAAGAGGUAGAGGAACCGGCAGGAACUCAAAGCAGCAGCUCUCUGCGGAGGAGUUGGAUGCACAGCUGGAUGCGUACAAUGCACGGAUGGACACCAGUUAAACAGCCGAGCAAAUCCACAGAAGUAACAGGACCCAGAAGCCUCGUCCGUGAUCCCUAGAGGGAGGGUUGGCAACUGGACUGUGCAGACAAUGGUGGAUUUGUUUUUUGUUUCUCUUUUUUUUUUUUUCCUGUUUUAAAAUAGGAUCUAAAAACUCAUGUAAAGGCUUUUUUCUUUUUUUUUUUUAAUUCUGAAACAGACCUGUUUUGUACCGAGUUAUUUUUGGGAUAAAUUUUACUGGUUGCUGUUGUGGAGAAGGUGGCAUUUUCACCUUUGCCAUAAUAAACUAGAAUUGUGUGUAGAA
Messenger RNA from Mesocricetus auratus (golden hamster), 1097 nucleotides. It is a transcript of the gene Alyref, whose product is annotated as Aly/REF export factor. Gene Ontology annotation, molecular function: mRNA binding. Bases 28 to 795 code for a protein of 255 amino acids. Lineage: Eukaryota; Metazoa; Chordata; Mammalia; Rodentia; Cricetidae. The transcript is spliced from 6 exons. Gene Ontology annotation, cellular component: nucleus. The record is from RefSeq and is a predicted model, not a curated record. Gene Ontology annotation, biological process: mRNA export from nucleus.